UUCAUGCAAAGCCCUGCUCCUGCAGCUCCCAUCCAGGUGCUUCAGACAAGACUGGGAACAUGGGGAUUCAGAUGGGUAAUUCUGGGGGCAGGGUUGAUGCCUAAACCUCUGACUUGACUUAACUCUCCCUUUUUGCCCUGACUGAGUUGCAGGUUUAAGAAGAGCCAAGUUCAGAACCCAACUAAUUAACCCAAGACCCUAAACCAGUAUCCACCAAUUGCUUUUACACCAAUUUCACACAAGCUGGAUCUGCCCAACGUGUAGAGCAGCCUGAGGAUUCAAAAGGCCAAGAUCAGAAAGUCUUUUCAUGAUUUGGCCACAGGAAAUAGGUGCCUCCAGCAGCUAAGACACAGCAAACUUAGGGUGCUUGAAGGUCCAGCACCAGCAGAGCUCCGGAUAGGACACCAUGAGGACAGGACAGACAGACAGCUCCACCACAGUUGCCCUGGCAUGGGAAGGAGACAGAACAAGGAGGAAAGUCUGGAUUCAUCCUCAGUCACCAGAGAGCCCAAGAUGGGAUAAUAUGGACAGAAGUAAUGUGUGGAGCACUGUGUGUGAUGGAUAAAAACAUCCCAGCCUCCAAGCAGAAAGUGCAUGGACUUCACUUCAGGCCUGUUUUGUGACUGAGACAGUUAAUUCAGCAGCCUGGCUCCUAAAGUCAAGGGCUGCUGUGAAGGAUGUUCUCCUCGGCGAAGCCCUACGAGAACCAGCGCUACAGCUCCCUGAAGAAGGACUGCCAGCGGCGCCAGCGGCUCUUCGAGGACCCUCUGUUCCCCGCCAGCGACGACUCCCUCUUCUACAGGUCCAGGAUCCAGGGCAUCCAGUGGAAGCGGCCAAAAGAGAUCUGUGAUGAUCCACACCUCUUUGUGGAUGGGAUCAGCUCCCAUGACCUACACCAGGGCCAGGUUGGGAACUGCUGGUUUGUGGCUGCCUGCUCCUCCCUGGCAUCCCGGGAGUCUCUGUGGCAGAAGGUGAUCCCAGACUGGAAGGAGCAGGAGUGGAAUGCUGAGAAACCCGAGAGCUAUGCAGGGAUCUUCCACUUCCAGUUCUGGCGGUUCGGGCAGUGGCUGGACGUGGUGAUCGACGACCGCCUGCCCACGCUGCACAACCAGCUCAUCUACUGCCACUCCAACUCCAGCAACGAGUUCUGGUGUGCCUUGGUGGAGAAAGCUUAUGCCAAGCUGUCAGGCUGCUACGAGGCCCUGGAUGGAGGUAACACAGCUGAUGCCCUGGUAGACUUUACUGGUGGUGUCUCUGAACCCAUUGACCUGACCGAAGGGGACUACAUUGCUGAUGAAGCCAAGAGAAACCUCCUCUUUGAGCGCGUGCUGAAGGUGCACAACCGAGGAGGCCUCAUCAGCUGUUCCAUCAAGGCCACCUCGGCAGCUGACAUGGAGGCGCGGCUGGGCUGCGGGCUGGUGAAGGGCCACGCGUACGCCGUGACGGACGUGCGGAAGGUGCGGCUGGGCCACGGGCUGCUCUCCUUCUUCAAGGCGGAGCGGCUGGACAUGAUCCGCAUGCGGAACCCCUGGGGCGAGCGCGAGUGGAACGGGCCCUGGAGCGACACUUCUGAGGAGUGGCAGAAAGUGAGCAAAAGUGAGAGAGAGAAGAUGGGGAUGACAGUGGAAGACGAUGGAGAGUUCUGGAUGACCUUUGAAGACUUCUGCAAGUACUUCACAGACAUCAUCAAGUGCCGUCUCAUCAACACGUCCUACCUGAGCAUCCACAAGACCUGGGAGGAGGCUGUGCUGCGUGGGGCAUGGACCAGGAGCAGUGACCCCUUGAAGAACCGCAGUGGAGGCUGCAUCAACCACAAGGACACCUUCUUGCAGAACCCUCAAUACGUGUUUGAUGUGAAGAAGGCAGAAGAUGAAGUGCUGAUCUCCAUCCAGCAAAAGCCAAAGAGGACCAGUCGCAAAGAGGGCAAAGGAGAGAACUUGGCCAUAGGCUUUGAUAUCCAUAAGGUGGAGCUGAACAGGAGCUACCGGAUGCACACCCCGCAGCAGAAGGUGGCCAGCUCCAUCUACAUCAACUCCCGCAGCGUCUUCCUGAGGACAGACCUGAAGGAAGGUCGCUAUGUCAUCAUCCCCACCACCUUUGACCCUGGCCACGAGGGAGAGUUCCUCCUCAGGGUUUUCACUGAUGUGCCUUCAGACUGCCGAGAGCUGACGCUGGAUGAGCCCCCACACACCUGCUGGAGUGGGCUGUGUGGCUACCCACAAGUCGUCUCCCAGAUCCAUGUGCUGGCUGCUGCUGGGCUCAAGAAUCAGGACGCCCAAGGAGGAGCUGACCCAUACGUGAUCAUAAAGUGUGAGGGGCAGAAGGUGCGCUCUCCGGUGAAGAAGAACACAGUGUCCCCAGAGUUCGAUGUGAAAGGGCUCUUCUACCGCAAGAAGCCAGGGCAGCCCAUCCUUGUGCAGAUCUGGAACCACAACUUAAUAAGCGACGAGUUCUUGGGCCAGGUGGUGCUCACAGGUGACCCCAGUGACCGGCAGGCAGUGCACACUCUGCACCUGCAGGACAAGGGCAACAGGAGAUCAAACGACCUCUCUGGCACCAUUGCUGUGAGGCUGCUCAGCAGCAACAUCCUCACCAACGUCUGACUGCUCGAGGCCUUUCCUUCUGGUGCCACAUAGGUGUCUAUAACCGUGCAGCCAUACACACAUCUAUGUGCACACAGACACAGCCUGCCUGCCAGCUGCGAGGUGCCGGUGACCUGUGCAUGCAUUCCACUCCAAGGAGCCAAAUCUGCUCUUUUCCAUGUUAAAAAAUGGUGCCUUUUGGAGGAA
This is a messenger RNA of Pogoniulus pusillus (Red-fronted tinkerbird), 2789 nucleotides long. It is a transcript of the gene CAPN5, whose product is annotated as calpain 5. NCBI's taxonomy places the organism in Eukaryota, Metazoa, Chordata, Aves, Piciformes, Lybiidae. Bases 678 to 2603 code for a protein of 641 amino acids. Gene Ontology annotation, molecular function: calcium-dependent cysteine-type endopeptidase activity. Gene Ontology annotation, biological process: proteolysis. The record is from RefSeq and is a predicted model, not a curated record. Gene Ontology annotation, cellular component: cytoplasm. The transcript has 15 exons.